Messenger RNA from Durusdinium trenchii, 1630 nucleotides. The record is from the annotation of a GenBank genome assembly. NCBI's taxonomy places the organism in Eukaryota, Dinophyceae, Suessiales, Symbiodiniaceae.
UUGUUUACAAAUCCUGUUCAUGGAUUCACAGUCCCACCCAUGAAGUCUCGAUGCCAAGACCCCGCAAGACGGCAACAAGGUCCGGCCCUCCACUGCCACCUGGUGACGUUGCACUGGAGCCACCCGCCUCUGUCCUGGGCGAGAGGAAGCCGAAGGCAUGUGCAUCCUUAGGAGAAUGGCUGGAGAUUGGAGAGAUGCAGCAUCCAGAGGGCAGCACAGCGAGAAUUGGCCUCCAGAUGCUGAGAAGUGCAAGCUUGCCUCCGGGGUAUGGCUUUGAAUUUGAUCGUUUCUUGCGUCGGGUCGUGCUACGCCACGCUGCGGGUGUUGUCAUCCACGGGCAGCCAAUGCUGGUUUCCUGCGAUUGUGAUGAUGAAUUUGAUGCAGAGCUCCGGUAUCAUUAUUACACUUUCCACGAGUUUGGCCGAUUAGUGACAGGCCGACAGUUUGAUCCCUCGAUUUGGAGGCACCAACACACUUGCAAGCGCGAGCCCAGUGUCUUCAAGGGAGCACAGGACAUUGCUGAAUGGCUACGUGCUAACGACCUGAAAACAGGGCUGGGCUUUUGUGUGCCUUUGCGCCAAGCUCCGCCUUUAGGCAUCAGCUCGCAUCUCACCAGUUCGCCUUCUCAAUCUGAAGCCGAUGACGAACAGCUCUUCUCACCAGGAUCUCGGCCAUCACGGCAAUCUGCAACUUCUGGCGAGGAGACCAGUGCCGAUGAGAUCUCCGGUCAGAAGGAGCACCAUGAACUGCUCCAGGAACUACAUUGGCAGAGGGAUUCACCUUCGAAGGCGCAGGACAUUCCGUCGCAAGCGUUUCCCACAGCCAAGGAGUUUCUGAUGAGAACCAUGUUACAGUGGAAAUCCAUGACCAUUACAACAGACUUGCAAGAUGUUGGCUGGGUGCUUCCAUCAAGACACCUACGUGUUUGGGCAAAGAUCCCAGCACAAGGACGUUGGCUAAAGUUUGCCUUCGAGUCGCAGGUGAUUGGUGGAGGAGUCUCAGCCACAUUGCAGAGACAGGAGAGGCAAUGGAUAUUGGCUUCGAAGGAAGAGACUUCGAGGUCAGAACCUUUCCCAAAGGAUGUGACCGAGUGUUGGUUUGAGAUGAACCUUACAGAUGCCUCCAGCGAGCUUCGACUUGGGCAUGGUUUGAACACAGCUGGUCCUACAGUGGCCCGUGUGGCCGCAAGGGUAAUGGGAGAAAUCAGAGCAGCUUGAUUGAGGUUGAAGACUUCAUUCAAACUCCACACUGUAUAGCCUGGACAUUCAGCAGUAUACCAUUAAUUCUUAAAGUUCCUUAGGCUCGUGAGUGAACAGAAUCAAGCCCUUCACAGAUGUGACGCAGCCUACUCUGGCCACAUUUGUAGGCGCAGGUGGUGCCCCCAUGAGUGGCAGUUAUGGAACGAGUUGUUUUUCAGCUUGUGGCUUGUUCUUUGGCUACUUUUGGGGUUCCAAAUCCCAAGAAACCAGGGUCUGAGACAAAAUGGACAAAUUGCCACCAAGAAUGUGUCAAUCGUUUUCCAACACCUGCCAAAUACCUGGAAGACAUCAUUGGAUAUUACAGAAACAUGUUCGCCUGCCUGAACGUACACCCAAACGCUCACCGAGGUCUGUCUGCAGGCGGAUCAGAC